AUGGCCAGCUCGGAAGGACUCAAGGUCGCACUCCACCCGCUCGCCAUCCUCCAGCAGAGCGACCACUGGACCCGCGUCUCCCUCCAGUCCCGCGGCACCGCAACCCGCGUCACCGGCGCCCUCCUCGGCACCCAGUCGGGCCGCGACGUCGAGAUCUUCAACUCGUUCGAGCUCGUCGUCAACACAGACCCGGACUCGGGCAAGCUCCAGCUCGACCACGCCUACUUUGACACGCGCCGCGACCAGUUCAAGCAGGUGUUCCCGACCCUCGACUUUCUCGGGUGGUAUAGCGUCGGCCACGCUCCCUCGCCCGACGACACGGCCCUCCACAAGCAGUUCUUCGUCUACAACGAGUCGCCCCUCUUCCUCCAGUUCUCGCCCCCGUCCUCGUCCACCUCGUCCUCGUCGUCGCCCGCGUCCAAGGACCUCCCCGUCGCCAUCUACGAGUCGGUGAUCGAGCUCGUCGACGACGCGCCCGAGCCCGUCUUUGUCCCCUGCGCGUACGAAAUCGUGACGGGCGAGGCCGAGCGCGUCGCGGUCGAGGGCGUCAGCAGGCCUGAGGAGGGGACCGAGGGCGGCGCGGGGGGCAGCUUGAUCCUCACCCUCACGACCCAGCGCGCGGCCCUCGCCAUGCUCGCCGACCGCAUCGCCGUCGUCGUGCGCUACCUCGAGGCCGUUACGCGCGGCGAGGCGCGCGCCGACAACGAGACGAUGAGGGGGAUCGCGGCCCUGCUCGGGAGCUUGCUUGCGAGCGGCGAGGGCGAGGGGGAGCGCGCGGGCGAGGGAGCGGGAGCGGGAGCGGGAGAGGGAGAGGGGCGCAGGGGCGAGGGCGAGGUGAGGAAGGAGGGCCUCAGGGGCGAGUUCAUGACGGAGUACAACGACGUCCUCCUCACGACCUACCUCGCGACCCUUACCAAGCAGCUCCAGACGGCCAACAAUCUCCUCGACAAGCAGCUCCUCGUCGUCCAGUCGUCGAGCAACACCAACACCACCGGCGGCGACCCCCGCGCUGGUGGUGGCGGCAAGGACGGCGGCGGCAACUCGCGCGACCCGUUCGGGUUCGGGUUCGGCGGCGCCGGCGGCGGUGGGCGCUCGGCGCGCAGGAGCGGGAGGCACGUCGAGUCGUUUGCCUGAGUCGAGUCGGCGCCGUCGACACGUCCGCUUUUGUCCCCCCUCCCGUAUUGUCCCCCCUCCUCGACUCGUUCCUUUGCACGGACCUUGUUCUUUGUACCUAGUCUGCCUGCCUCCCUUCGCACCCUCGCCUCGCACCCACUCGUCGUUCCUCGCUUUCGUCGCCCCUCUCUCUCUCUCUGCACCCCUCUCCUCGUUCUGUACCCCUUCCCUCCCUCGCCUUGAAUUCCCC
This is a messenger RNA of Rhodotorula graminis WP1, 1363 nucleotides long. RefSeq lists its product as uncharacterized. Gene Ontology annotation, molecular function: protein binding; metallopeptidase activity. The transcript is spliced from 8 exons. The record is from RefSeq and is a predicted model, not a curated record. NCBI's taxonomy places the organism in Eukaryota, Fungi, Basidiomycota, Microbotryomycetes, Sporidiobolales, Sporidiobolaceae. The coding region runs from base 1 to 1134 and encodes 377 amino acids. Gene Ontology annotation, cellular component: COP9 signalosome. Gene Ontology annotation, biological process: protein deneddylation.